UUAGGCCGAAUAUUGGGCGCCUGUAGUGGUGUUAACAUUGGCCCCGACCUGUCAUUUGUGGGUCAGUACGCGGUUCGGGCAGAGUAUCAGGGAUUAGGUAUUGGUAAAGCUCUUUGGGUUAAAGCUAUGAAAAAUAUGGGCGAUAGAAACGCUUCACUAUUCGCAGCAACCGUGAAAAUAUUCACAAUUUAUAGAGAUGUCCACCAUUUCUCUGCCGUUCCCAAGAAACGGAUCAUUCAUAUGAAGGGAGAGUUUGCGCCAAACAUUGAUAUUACUGACAGAAUCGAUGGCAUCUCUUUGAUGGCCAUCAAUGAAGACAACAUUCGAGAUGUGAUUGAAUACGACAAACAAGUUUGCGAUGGUUUAGACAGAAGCGCAAUGCUUUCGGCACUUUAUAAGAGUCCCGAAAAUAUCAAUUUAGUGGCCGUUAAUGAGAGAAACCAAGUGUUGGGCUAUUGUUUCGUUUUGGACACGAGUAGUGGUGUGACGGGUAUUACACCCCUCUAUGCAGACAACCAACAGAUCGCUGAGUUGUUGGCCAACAAAUGCUGUCAACGCUUACCCACACAUAAAACUAAGAAAAUGUUGUAUUUAUGUUGGGAUUCAAAUCCCAAUUCAAUAGCAGUGGCAGAGAAACUGGGAUUAAAUCCCAAGUGUAUAUUUGUAGCUCAAGACAUCGAUUCAGGAAAACUAUUGGGAAUGACAAGUGGUAUAAAUAUAUCGCCAGAGUUGGCACACGUCGGUCAAUAUGGAGUCAAACGAGACUAUCAGGGCUUAGGAAUCGGUUCAGCACUUUGGGAACAAAUGAUGGCACAUAUGGGCGAUAGGAAUGUAUCACUUUAUGCUUCGGAUCUAAUGGUUGCUAAAUAUAAAGUUCAUUUCUCAUUUGUACCGGAAAGACGCCUGGUACAUUUUACUGGAAAUGUUACUAAUAAUAAUCUCGUCGAUAGUAUUGAUGGCAUUUCUUUAGUACCAAUAGAUAAGAGUAAUAUCGGAGAUGUGAUUGAAUACGACAAGACUGUAACCAAUGGUGUGGAUCGAAGACUAAUGUUUGAGGCACUCUAUAAAACCCCCGAAACUGUGAAUUUGGUGGCAAUCAAUGAGAAAAAUAAAGUCUUAGGCUAUUGUGUGCUUUUUAGUACCAAUUUGAGUAAUUUAGUACUCGUGGAACCGCUUUAUGCAGACAAUCAGCAAAUCGCUGAGUUGUUGAUCAGUAAAUGCUGUCAACGUUUUCCCGAAACCAAAACUCAUCAAUUAUUAUACCUUUGUUGGGACUCUAAUAACAAGUCAAUGGAAAUUGCACUCAAAUUGGGUUUAAAACGAAAGUGCGACCAGCCCAUUUUGUUCAAUCCCAAGUGUAUAUUUGUAGCUCAAGACAUCGAUUCAGGAAAACUAUUGGGAAUGACAAGCGGUAUAAAUAUAUCACCAGAGUUGGCACACGUCGGUCAAUAUGGAGUCAAACCUGAAUAUCAGGGCUUAGGAAUUGGUUCGGCUCUUUGGGAUCAAAUGAUGGCACAUAUGGGCGAUAGGAAUGUAUCACUUUAUGCCGCGACCCCAAAAAUAUUUGCAAAGUAUAGCAUUAAUUUCCCAUUUGUACCGGAAAGACGCCUGGUCCAUUUUAGAGGAUAUGUCAACACUAGUAAUCUUGUCGAUAGUAUUGAUGGCAUGUCUUUAGUACCGAUCGAUGACAACAAUAUCGGAGAUGUGAUUAAAUACGACAAAACUGUAACCAAUGGUGUCGACAGAAGGCCAAUGUUUGAGGCACUCUAUAAGACCCGCGAAACUCUGACGACCGGAAUGCCGACCAAAGGGAUGGCGUUGGAUUGA
Molecule: messenger RNA, 1827 nt
Organism: Medioppia subpectinata
Lineage: Eukaryota; Metazoa; Arthropoda; Arachnida; Sarcoptiformes; Oppiidae
Source: the annotation of a GenBank genome assembly